Molecule: messenger RNA, 1041 nt
Organism: Seminavis robusta
Lineage: Eukaryota; Bacillariophyta; Bacillariophyceae; Naviculales; Naviculaceae
Source: the annotation of a GenBank genome assembly
AACGGUUGAACAUGACUUUCGUGUCAGUCAAGGCCCCGCUUCGCCUCUCUCGAAGGGGAGCAAUGCCAGCUCCGUUAGCUUAUUUAUUCCCCGCAAGGCUUCAACUGAAAAACGAGACUCGAAAGAAUAGAAAAGAUAUCCUCAAUAGCUGUAUCUUUGUGAGCAAUCAGAAAGAACAACCCCCAAAGCAUCCCCAAACAGCGCUUCUACAGGUAGUUGCUAGGUAGUCUACAUUACGGUAGAUCAGAGAGAAUUGAAAAGAUGGACAGCAGCUCCAGGCGUCACGGAAUGGACAAAUCCUUGAGGGAGGAGUAUGACGAGGAGGCGGCCGAGAACAAGAAGUUGAGGAACCAACGUGAUGAAGCACAGAAGGUGUACUUGGAGAUGGCAGACGAGCGCUUGGAGGCUCAGAGUGCCAUGUUUGCUGUCCUUGACAUUAUCGGGAAGAGUGAAUGGCGCAAGAAACAGCCAACAGACAAACUGGUGGAUGAUGCCUACAAACUCUCUGAGGAAUGCCAAGCAAGGGCCAGAACCCAAAUGGACAAGCUGGAGCAGGCCACGGAGAGAGAUAUGAGGAUCACCAAAGCAGAGAACGAUGAAGGCAUGAACGACAUGAGUGCUGCCUCGCAAUUGGAAGACACUACCAAUCAGUUUAUCCGCCAAAACAAACAGUUCAUCAGAGACAUCAAGAAUCGUCAAGACUACUUGGCCGGUGAAACUAAAACCAAAGAAGAUUUUGUGAAUGCCACCAAGAAGGUUAUUGCCACGUUGAAGAAAGAGUGUGAUGACAAGGAUCUAAUUGCAAAGGUGGAAAAAGCUGCUAUGCUCAGCUGAGGUAUCUUUUUACCGCGACAAUUUACAUGUCUUGUACUUUCCCAUUGAUUUUUUUGUAGGAGGGAUGAUUUGAAAUUAUACCCCCUCUCGUGUGCGGAAGAAUGUUGUGGCCGCCCCCAUUGGUCCUGGAUAUUGAAUGAUUUUGGAAGCUUGUGCCAGCGGAGCUCUAAAAUUUCUUAACUUAAUAAAAAAAGAUGUUUCAUAAGU